AUGUUACGAGCCCUCGGAAGAACGGCUUACCUUACAGUCAGGUUUACGCCACAGAUUCGACAUCCAAAUUUUAUUGCCAGUUUGCAUAGUUUCGAUCCAAUUCGAUGGUCUGAUCAAAUCCGUUGGAAUAGCAGCAAUGCAAAUCCACAACGAAAAGGAUUUCUAGGAAAACUUAUUGAUAAUGUCAAAGAAGAAUUAGAAAAGAAUAAAGAGCUGCAGGAACAUCAAAAACAGUUAAAGAAGCGUAUGGAAGAAUUGAACGAAAGUGAAGCAUUGAAGGAUGCCAGGAGGAAAUUUGAAAUCGUCGAAAAAGAAACGUUGAAAAGUUCUCAAGUGGUAAAGGCGAAGAUCGAAGAAUUGAGCGAACAAUUGAGCAAGGUGAGACUUUGUCAGAAAAUUUGUCCAUUCUCAAUGCUGUUCUCUCUUCUGAUUAUAUUUCCGUAA
Messenger RNA from Haemonchus placei, 444 nucleotides. The record is from the annotation of a GenBank genome assembly. NCBI's taxonomy places the organism in Eukaryota, Metazoa, Nematoda, Chromadorea, Rhabditida, Trichostrongylidae.